Messenger RNA from Manihot esculenta (cassava), 1761 nucleotides. RefSeq names its product protein trichome birefringence-like 33. NCBI's taxonomy places the organism in Eukaryota, Viridiplantae, Streptophyta, Magnoliopsida, Malpighiales, Euphorbiaceae. Gene Ontology annotation, cellular component: Golgi apparatus. Bases 227 to 1492 code for a protein of 421 amino acids. The transcript is spliced from 6 exons. Gene Ontology annotation, molecular function: O-acetyltransferase activity. The record is from RefSeq and is a predicted model, not a curated record.
AGAAUAAAUGAACAAAUCAAACGGUUAGGAGGCAUCAAAAUCAACUUGAUGUUAGUAUCAUCUAUGGCAAGUGCACAUGAUUUUAUCCUACACAAUCAAUCCUCUAAUGACUGAAACAACACAAUAACAACUCCAAAAAUUUCAUAUAAAACAUCCUUAUUAAAACAUAAUAAUCAUAUGUUAUGUAAUAAAAGCAUAGUACAAACUCUCCCCAAGAAUAAGGAAAAUGAAGUCUCCUCUCUCUGCUUCUUCUUCUUCUGUCCUCAUCAGAAAAGCUCGUCUCUCUCCAUUUCUCUUCACUCUUCUUGCCUUCAUUGUCUUCGUUGCUAUCCUUUAUGGCGAAGACUUCAUGUGUCUCCUCGGCCAACUCGACCCAAACUCCGGCAGCCUCCUAACAAGAACUGAGAAGAAGUGGGAGAAGCUACCUUUUGCCAUUGGGAAGACACCAGAAGGGUGUGAUAUUUUCAGUGGGAGAUGGGUGAGGGAUGACUUGACUCGUCCACUUUACGAUGAGUCGGAAUGUCCUUAUAUUCAACCGCAGUUGACUUGCCAAGAACAUGGCAGGCCUGAUAAAGAUUAUCAAUACUGGAGAUGGCAACCUCAUGGCUGUGAUCUUCCAAGUUUCAAUGCCACGUUGAUGCUUGAGACCCUACGAGGAAAGAGAAUGAUGUUUGUUGGGGACUCAUUGAACCGUGGCCAGUAUGUUUCUAUGGUCUGUCUUCUUCAUAGACUCAUCCCUGAAGAUGCCAAAUCCAUGGAGACUUUCGAUUCACUCACUGUCUUCACUGCCAAGGAGUAUAAUGCCACGAUUGAGUUCUACUGGGCACCAUUUCUUCUAGAAUCAAAUUCUGACAAUGCUGUCAUUCAUAGGAUAUCUGAUAGGAUUGUAAGGAAAGGUUCAAUCAACAAACAUGGCAAGCAUUGGAAAAAAGUUGAUAUUAUGGUCUUCAAUACUUAUCUAUGGUGGAUGACUGGUCUCAAAAUGAAGAUCUUGCGAGGGUCUUUCGACGACGAAGCGAAAGAUAUCGUGGAGAUAGCGACGGAAGACGCUUACCGGAUGGCAAUGAAAAGUAUGUUGAGAUGGGUUAGAAAGAAUAUGAACCCUAGGAAAACUAGGGUCUUCUUCACCAGCAUGUCACCUUCUCAUGGAAAGAGCAUAGAUUGGGGAGGUGAACCGGGACUCAACUGUUAUAACGAGACAACUUUGAUAGAUAAUACGACCUACUGGGGUUCGGAUUGCAGGAAGAGCAUAAUGGAAGUGAUAGGAGAAGUGUUUAGUAAAUCGAAAUUCCCAAUCUCAUUUCUGAACAUAACUCAACUAUCAAGUUAUAGAAAAGAUGCACACACAUCAAUCUACAAGAAGCAAUGGAGUCCAUUGACUCCUGAGCAGCUAGCUAAUCCUGUAAGCUAUGCAGAUUGUGUGCAUUGGUGUUUACCUGGCCUUCAAGAUACUUGGAAUGAGCUUCUAUUUACCAAACUCUUUUAUCCUUAAUAGAUUUUACUCAUAAAAUCAUGAGUGGUGAAUUAAAGCUCUUUCUUUUUUCCUUUGAAAUGGGGUUUCUGAGUGUUGAAAUUUUUUGGUGGAGUAAUUGAUGUUGUGGAAUUGGGAAGGAGGAGAGAAAGAGAUGAAACAAAAUGUCGAGAAAAGAUAAAGAAGAGAAUCUGUUUAUAAUAGUAGUCAUUAUUGUUGCAAUGGAAAUUCACAGCAAAAUUUUUGUUUGUGAAAUGAAAAGCUCACUGCUUUAGAAAUGCCCCUUUUUC